ACCACUUUUUCUAUAAAUUAAUUGGUUUUAAUACCACACAAUCAAUGAAAUGCUCUUCAAAUCUAGGGUAUCAUCCAGGAAGCUGUUGAAAUUUCUCACAAGAUUAUUCUCGGACAAAGGUGGAGGAAGUAAAAAAGAUAUACCAGAAUGUGCAAAGUCGACAAAUUUCGAACCAUAUCAGCUGGAACCUUGUAUGAUAGAUCCGAGCAAACCACAACCAACUGUUGUGAUCAUAGGAGCUGGCAUGGCUGGAUUAUCGGCAGCACAUCGAUUGGUUCAAUGUGGCCUCCGUAAUUUUACGGUUUUAGAGGCCACAGAUAGACCGGGUGGACGGAUUCACUCUUGCUGGUUGGGCGACGUGGUGACGGAAAUGGGUGCGACAUGGAUCGAAGGUGGUAGCGUGGUGAACCCAGUGUUCACUCUGGCGGCACAGGAAGGUCUACUGAAGACACCGCUCUUCAGGCCGGAUCCAAGUCGUGGACUUUUCUGUACAAGCGAUGGUAGAGCCAUUGAUUUCCCAGUCAGCAUCGUAGCGUACUUCCGGCAAAUCGAGCAACAGGCGGCGGCUCUCUUUUCUCUUGGCUGCGGUCGUGCUCAUGGUACGUUGCUGAAUUUUAUGGGCAUCAGAAUUCAACAGGAGCUCCACAAUUUCCCGGAGGAGCAACGGUACAGUUGCCCAGGUCAACUUCAAAGCCAUAUCGGCAGCGAUAUAAAGGGUUUGGGUGACCAGAUGAGCCAAUACUUUACUGGAGCCUACAGUUACAUGGCGAUGGACAGCACCGUUGGUCACCAGUGUGAUCUGGCUAGUCCAUUACCAGACUCUCGCGAAGCGAUACCUCCUAUACUCUUAUUCGCGGGCGAAGCUACUGUACCUGGUCGCUACAGCACAGUGCAUGGUGCAAGGCUCAGCGGUAUUCGUGAAAGAAUAAUUCAAUUAACAAAACGAUACAAUGGUCCUCCCAAAGUGCUCGUUAAAUCGUGAU
This is a messenger RNA of Mycetomoellerius zeteki, 983 nucleotides long. RefSeq names its product probable polyamine oxidase 2. NCBI's taxonomy places the organism in Eukaryota, Metazoa, Arthropoda, Insecta, Hymenoptera, Formicidae. Gene Ontology annotation, molecular function: polyamine oxidase activity. The record is from RefSeq and is a predicted model, not a curated record.